AUGACAGUCAGUGGCUCUAUUUCUCCGCUCAGCUAUCUAUCGUCUAUCAAGGCGCAGGAGAUCCUGCUUGAGACCCUCGACGUGGCAGAGUUUGGUAUCUCGGUUGAUAGCAUACUCUUUUUCGAAAACAAGGCCAAUGACCCAGACUUCAUGUCUAAAGAGGCGAUUAACCGCAGCCUGUGCAGAAUCAUUGCCGACCACUACCCCAUCCUAGUGGGUCGCCCCAAGCUUACUGACGACCAGAGGUGCGCUAUCAGCGUUGACCCUGACAACCUUAACAUGCCCAGUGUCGAGGACGUAUACGUUGACCAGCCCGCCGACAGGUUCCUGAUUACGCUGAAGAAGGAAAAGGACCUCCAGUUUUUCAACUUGAAAAAGCUUGUCGAUACCAUCGGGAUGGACAAGUUCCCCAAGUCAACCUUCCACAAGGACCACUCCAGCGUUGUCCUGCGCUUGCUCCGGUUCAAAGACAACAGCUAUGUGGGAUUCUCGCUAUGUCUCCCACACGCCGUGUUUGAUGGCAUCAGUUGUGUAGCGUUCCAGGCUAAUCUGUCUGCAUAUGUGCGCAACGGUGGCUACUGCAAGCUGGCCGACCCUCCCAUUAAUGACCGCAAAGUCAUUGCGGACCAUUUCUCUACGGUCACACCGGAGCCGCUCAGUAUCGUCAAGCACUUCAAGGAGAGUGUUCCGGACCUGCCCAUGACAUUCCCAAAGAACGUGAUCCCGCUGCUGAUGCAGUCGCCUGAUGUGCCGCCCUACGAGCAGCAGCACCUGCUUCACAUCUCAGCCGAGAAUUUGGAGCGCAUGCGCCAAGAUAUCGAUCCGUCGCAGUCAACCAACAACAUCUUGACGUCGCUGCUGGUCAAGUGUAUCCCCGCGGCCAAUGCCGAGCAUUUCGGCAGCCCGCCGCUCAACGUAUAUAUAAUGAUGGCGUACGAUAUACGUGACCGCUCGACGAUCCCACGGGCAUAUGCUGGCAACGCAACAGGCCCUAUGACGCUACAUAUUGCUGGCGAGAAGGUCAUGGGCAGCUCGACCAAGCAGCUGGCGCAGCACAUCAAGGAGGCCGCUGUGGAGGUGCAGAGCGGACACUGCAAGACGCUCAUUGACAUCGUCGAGAAUGAUAUCGGCGUCCUGUACAAGAGCUUCAUGUACCUUGCGAACACGCCGAAUACUGCAUAUAUAGGCACGUCCAACCUGCGCUAUAUGCCAUAUUCCAGCAUUGACUUUGGUACCGGCGGACCGGAUAUCCUUUCGUUUUUCUACAUCAACCGCGAGGGGUUAAUCCGCAUCAAUCCCAACAGACAGGAUGGCGGCAUCGACCUGUUCCUCAACUACGCCGAUGCCAACUUUGACAAGCUCCAAGACCAUGGAAGAGCUGAUGGAGUAUGCUGA
Messenger RNA from Linderina pennispora, 1395 nucleotides. RefSeq lists its product as uncharacterized. Bases 1 to 1395 code for a protein of 464 amino acids. Gene Ontology annotation, molecular function: acyltransferase activity, transferring groups other than amino-acyl groups. The transcript has a single exon. The record is from RefSeq and is a predicted model, not a curated record. NCBI's taxonomy places the organism in Eukaryota, Fungi, Kickxellomycota, Kickxellomycetes, Kickxellales, Kickxellaceae.